This is a messenger RNA of Phytomonas sp. EM1, 474 nucleotides long. Lineage: Eukaryota; Euglenozoa; Kinetoplastea; Trypanosomatida; Trypanosomatidae. The record is from the annotation of a GenBank genome assembly.
AUGCAGCAGCGAGUAGCCGACGACGCGGAAUGCCCAGAGCCCCAUCGCGAUCGUCAUCAUCGCACGCGCGGUGAAGUAGCGCUGGAUGAGGUCAAAGUAAAUAAACACCGGGACCUCCGUCGAGACGGUCAGGACCACUGUCAGGCCGAAGAGCACGAUCGACCCGUCGAUUUCACCAAGAAAGACGAACAAAAAGGCGUUGAUGACGCUGUAGCCCAUCCCCAUUGCGGCCGACCCGAGGAGCAGGACGAGCAGCCGCGGCCGCCUGACGACGACGCGGAUGACGUCGGCGAAACGGGCCUUCACAGGCUGCUCCUCCGUUGUAGAGAAAGCGGGUCCGUCCACGCCGGGUUCGGGAUGGGCCACCGCGUCCUCGAGACCGUUCGGGGCGUUUUCCGGUCCGACCUGGACGUCUUCCGCCGCCUGCGCGCGACCACAGCAUUCACGGGGUUUCUCGACUUGAACCGCCCCUGA